This is a messenger RNA of Trichomonas vaginalis G3, 915 nucleotides long. RefSeq names its product protein of unknown function, DUF4106 family. The annotation marks the transcript as partial. The record is from RefSeq and is a predicted model, not a curated record. NCBI's taxonomy places the organism in Eukaryota, Parabasalia, Trichomonadida, Trichomonadidae. The transcript has a single exon.
AUGACGAAAAUAACAGAUGCAGCAACUAGACAGGCAGUUCAAAGUGCCUAUGACGCCGUUAGAGCAACUGUUGUGGAAAGUCAAGAAAAAGAGUUACAACAGACCAAAACAGACCUAGUAAAUGCUUUCUUAAAAACGAAAAGUCAGGUAGGACAUUAUGCUGCAGAUGGAACAUAUGUGCCAGCUGGUGGAACUUAUAUACCACCAAACCCUCCAAGAGAAGCACCUGCACCAGGACUACCUAAAACAUUUACAUCGUCACAUGGACACAGACACAAGCAUGCACCAAAACCAACACAACAACCAACAGUUCAAAAUCCAGCACAACAACUACCUCCACAACCAGCACAACAACCACCUCCACAACCAGCACAACAACCAGCACAAACAGAGCAAGGACAUAAAAGAAGUAGAGAACAAGGAAACCAAGAAUUCUUAAAAAUGCUUAAGGAAGAAUAUGAUUACCCAGAUACUCUUGACUUUAGUGACAGAUAUAAAGAAGCUAUUAGAAAGUUCAAGGAAGGAAAUACUGACCCGAACCUAUUUAGCUUUAUGGCUCAGCACCAAAUUGGAUAUAAUCUCAAACCUGGAAAAUACAAGCUCGCUAAGGGAUAUGAUUUAAUAGCAUAUCAUCCAAAUGACAUGACUGAAUUUACUCCGAGAUAUUUGAUGUCAGAGAUAAAUGAUGAUUCAACUCCUCUUCAUGAAACGCGUAAAAAUAGAGACGGAACGAAAGAAGAAAGGGUUAUGAAUGCGGAUGACUUAAAUAGGGAACUUGUUAAAAACGGUCUCGGAAUAUAUGAAAUGCCACCAGAUGAGGUACAAGAAACUCCACAGGAAGAAGUUCAGAUACAACCAGACAUGGAAGAAAUAGUUCAGCAACAACAGCUAGAAGAGCCUGAAGGAAACGAACAA